Molecule: messenger RNA, 2853 nt
Organism: Penicillium soppii
Lineage: Eukaryota; Fungi; Ascomycota; Eurotiomycetes; Eurotiales; Aspergillaceae
Exons: 3
Coding region: 1-2853 (950 amino acids)
Biological process (GO): protein folding in endoplasmic reticulum
Cellular component (GO): EMC complex
Molecular function (GO): protein binding
Source: RefSeq, a predicted model, not a curated record
AUGCGGCUUCAGGCAGCGCUCCUCUUCGCCGCGUGCCUAUCGCCCGCGGCGGCCAUUUACUCGGAUGAAGUCAACCACGUUGACUUCCAUCACGCUCUCCUCGGUACCCCCUCGCCAGACUCGACCUUCUUCCUUAAGCCAUCAUCAAAUUCAAAUGCCUCUCUCCUAUAUACAUUAUCAGACAAGCUACUCGUGGGUGCUGUGAACCCCCGGGAUGGUGCGCUGGUAUGGCGCCAGAACCUCUCGCGGUCGACGGAUUCUCCUGCCCGCGGGGCGGGUCUCUUGCGCGGAUUGGAUGGCAACGAUGCCCUUGUUGGUGCAGCAGGCAGCUAUAUCUCAUCUUGGAGUGCCCAGGAUGGCAAGUUGGGAUGGGAAAAACGGUUCCCCGAGGGCGUGGUCGCAGAUCUUGAGCUAUUGGAGCUUGAGGACGCUACCGCGACUUCCGGGGUAAGAGAUACCAUCGCAGUCGUUGCUAACAAGGGUACUGGACUAGUCAGACGGCUGGAUGGUAGCACUGGAAAGACUCUAUGGGAACACAAGGAUACUAGCGGUGAUGUUCCUUUCCAAGUGUCAUCCUCCUCCACGGAAGUCUUCUACAUUUCACUCCAGUCGGCUAUGCUGAAGGGCAACAAGAUCAAGGUUACUGUGUUGGAUCCAUUGACUGGUCAACAAAUUCGUCAACUAGUCUUGAAUUCCGAGACCGACGUGGCUAUACCCGAGUCCAUCCUCUAUGUAGGCGCCAAUUCUGCUUCCCCCAUCAUCGCUUGGACAGACAAAUCGCAAAAGAACUUGAAGAUCAAUGUUAUCGGCACCAAGGAGGUCAACACUAUCGCCAUUGAAAAUACCUCCGGCUUGGAUAUCCAACAAAUUACCAUCAACGCCCCGACCAAGCUUAAAUGUUUGCCCCAUUUCUUGGUUCACUAUGCAACCGAUGUUGGUGCCUGGGCUGAGGUCUAUCACGUGGAUUUGAAAUCCUCUAAGGUCACCAAUGCCUAUCGGUUGCCCUACUUGCCCGGACAUUCAGUAUUUGCGACCAGCGUGAUUGACGCUAAUGUCUAUUUCACUCGAGUUACAGAAUCGGAAGCCAUCGUCAUAUCCUCCGCCUCCCACGGAGUUCUGGGACGUUGGAACUUGCAGACUCCUUCUUCUGAGAUUGCCUUGCACUCGGUGUCUGAGGUCGUCGCCAAAGGAAAAUCCUGGGCUGUCAGAUCGGCGCUUCUCCGAGAGCACGGAGAUUGGCAGCUCAUCCGCAAUGGCCAAAUCGAGUGGACCCGACAUGAAGGUCUAAUCGACGCUGUCGCUGCCACUUGGGCGGAGACUGACGCCCAGGAGGACCUGGCCCAUGAGUUGGAGGUCGAGGGCCACGAAACCUUGUACGGCGCUUACCUGCACCGUGUGAAGCGCCAUGUUCGCGACUUGCAGCAUCUGCCUGAUUGGCUGAAGGAUCUGCCCAAGCGUAUCCUGAGCAGUAUUCUAACUGAUGAGGUGUCCAACUUGAACAGCUUUGGAGUCGCCAAACCAGUUAUUGUUGCCACCAAGAAUGGCCGAGUCCACGCUUUGGACACAGGCAACCACGGUGCUGUUUUGUGGAGCGUCAAGGUCGCGGAUACUACGCAGUGGGAUGUCAAGGCGAUCUUGAGUUCUGCCGGAGUCGUGACUAUCUAUCCCAGCGAUGGAAGCUCCGUGACUUUGGACGUCUCAACUGGAGAGGUCGUUACGCGCACUAAGCCAACCAGCAACAAAAUUCACUCUCUUGCUGUGUUUGAGGCUCAUGAUAGCAGCUCGCUGGCCACCGUCGGUGUCGGUGCAGACGGCGCCCCGGUCACUGCACUCGCAAACGAAGAUGGAUUCUUGGUUACAACCAGCGUGGAUGGUCGAGUGCUUGGUUGGACCACCAAAGACACCGAGUCGCCCGUUUGGGAGUUUGUGCCUCCCAAUGGAGAAAAGGUGGUUGAAGCUACCGCUCGCCCUGCGCAUGAUCCCGUUGCCUCCAUCGGUAAAGUUCUUGGAAAUCGCUCGGUUUUGUACAAAUACCUUAACCCCAACCUCGCUCUGGUAACCGCUGUGAACAAAAAGACGAACACUGCCAGCUUCUAUCUUUUGGACGGAGUCUCCGGCAAGGUGCUGCAUGCAACCACACAAGCUGGUGUGGAUUCUACGCAGCCCAUAACCUCUGUGAUAUCCGAGAACUGGUUCGCCUACUCAUUCUGGGGCGACGUUGCCGCCGAUGAGUCCUCCGCCAAGGGCUACCAAUUGAUUAUCUCGGAGCUCUAUGAGUCGCCAUUGCCCAAUGACCGAGGCACCCUCGAUGCUGCCAGCAACUACUCCAGCGUUGACACCCUUCCAUUGCCCCAUGUCGUCUCCCAAGCAUUUAUGAUCCCCGAACCUAUCUCCCAGAUGGCCGUCACGCAAACUCGCCAAGGCAUCACCACCCGUCAACUUCUCUGUACUCUCCCGUCCUCUAACUCCAUCAUCGGCAUCCCUCGCCCUGUCCUUGAUCCCCGUCGCCCCGUUGAUCGCGACCCUACUGCCGCCGAGGCUGAAGAAGGCUUGUUCCGCUACGCGCCUUUCCUUGAAUUUGAUGGAAAAUGGUACCUCUCACAUUCUCGUGACGUCGCUGGCAUCAAGGAGGUUCUGUCCCGUUCUACUUUGUUGGAAAGCACCAGCCUUAUUUUCGCCUAUGGAAGCGAUAUCUAUGGCACUCGAGCAACUCCUAGUCAGGCAUUCGAUAUUCUUGGCAAGAGUUUCUCCAAGCUCCAACUUGUUCUCACCGUGGUGGCACUGGGAGUGGGUGUCGCCAUUUUGGCUCCGAUGACUCGGAGAAAGCAAGUUAAUGCCUUGUGGAAGGCAUAG